Messenger RNA from Amphibalanus amphitrite, 2173 nucleotides. RefSeq lists its product as uncharacterized. The record is from RefSeq and is a predicted model, not a curated record. Lineage: Eukaryota; Metazoa; Arthropoda; Thecostraca; Balanomorpha; Balanidae. Bases 272 to 1684 code for a protein of 470 amino acids. The transcript has 4 exons.
GCCGAUACGCGCACGGCCGGCGCCCCUCGCCGCCGUCCGCCGCGACGCAACUGACCAGACCUCGGCGGCAGGGAGCGCCUACUGACACCACAGUCUUUGUGCCGAGCGCGAGAGGCUGACGAGAGUGGAGUGGGCUGAGACGACAGACCAUCUCUUUCAUUUUUAUCAAGACAUUAUAAUGUGACGGGACAUAACGGACCAGAGAAGACGAAGACCAAAGGCCUGGAGACUAGGAUUCCAGGGAAAAGAGCGGACCUGAGAGUGCAGCGCCAUGUUCGACCAAGAUGUGAGGACGAGGCUGUUACUGUUGGUUCUUCUAGCCGUUCUGCCACUUUCGGCACAGAAGCUGGGUGAACUGCCGGGAAACAGUGCCGGGUCCAUCGACAACUGCAGCAGCGUCAUCCAGGUGCUAGAGAAGGAGCGGCGCAUCGUGAUCCGCGACAAAAACAUCACAACACUCAGCAACGACACAUUCAGCUGUGUCGGAAAUCGUUCGGACGCGUGGAAGCUGGACGUCAUCAACACUCGAGUCGCUCGGUGGCGGAGCUGCCAGCAUGUGCAGUGGAGUGGCGUCACGGUCACCAACAGCACCAUCGGCCAGCUGGACGGGGGCGGCAUCAGCGUGGAGCGCCGCCGGGAGUCGGAGAGCUGCCGGCGCGGCGCGGAGGAGACGGCCGUGCGGCUCACCGACACCACCAUCGACUCGCUGCUGCCGGACGGCAUUGUCAUGGAGGUGGCGCACGGCUCGCUCACCGUGGAGCGCUGCGCCAUCGGAGCGCUGGCUCCGGCCGGCAUCCGACUGGCAUUCCGCGUGCGGCUCGCCAUCAGCGAGACCCACAUCGACAGACUGUCGGCCGGCGCCUUCUGCAGCGUGUGCUCGGACAUUGUGCACAUAAGCGGCAGCCAUCUGCAGCCGAUCGGACCACCACCGGAGGCGGCGCUCCGUCUCGGCUCGCCCGCGUGUCGCGUCCAGUGUCCGCAGCAGCGACUGCACGUACGCAAAUUCACUGACAACCGCCUACCGGGCGAGGCGGUGGAGGCGUUACAAGAGCCGCUGCGUCGCUGCCGACAGGGUCUGCCGCUGGUGGCCGGCUGCGGCGGGGAGGGCAGCGACGGGGGCGUCUGCGGCGACCUGCGGCUGGCGGUCGGCCGCUCCAGCUGCCUGGUGCGCUCCGCCCGGCUGCUGCAGCUCGUCGAGCUGGCUCCGUGGUGGACCGACCCGGCCGUCUUGGUGGCCGCGGCGGUGGCACUCACUGCCGGCUUCCUGGUGGGCCUGCUCACCCUCCACCUCUGCCAGUGUCGCCGCCGGCGCCCGCACAGCCGGGUCAGCUCAAAACGGACCGUAAAGCAGAAGAGUGUUGUGGAGGUGGCGCCGGAUGCUCCGUCAGAGUUGGAGGUGGAGCCGACGACCGCGCAGCACACGUUCCACCAGUACCGAGAACGCGUCAGCCUGCUGUGGCGCGGCGGUGCCGGGCUCUGGAGCACCGUGGCACGCGAGGGCAGUAUCUACGCGCGCCCGGCGCCGCCGGUGGAUCCUCCCGCUCCCUCCGUCUCCAGCACCGGUAGAGCCCAUCGACGUGCACAGAAGCCCUUCUCUAACCUGUACGAGAACUUGCAUGGCUCGUGGAAGGGGCGGCGACGCCCCGGCGCAUCCGGCCCACCGGCGCAGUUCGGCACGACCUAGGGACGGCGGCGAACACGGCACGCGCUAACGGGAACAAUCAGCUACAAAGGACCACCUCCAAGCUAUCGUGGCUCCGGGAAGAAUCAGCUACACAAGACCACCUCCAAACAAUCGAGGCUCCAUAACUGGCUUUUUGUUGUGGCGAGCCGACAGCUGCCGCCGAUUUUCUGGCCCACGACAAUCCGUGGCAUAAACGCAGAUUGGAAAAACACAGGCUGUUUCUGUUUUAAACUAGGCUCGUGUUCGUUGAUGUCCUUUUUCAUGCUUUGUGAGGUUAUGUACAAUUUCAUCUUUGCACUAUUACCCGCACCGUUUCAUUCAUCGGGUAUCGCCUAUGCUGUCAUAGUUCAUCAGUUUGUAAGCGGUAUGACUACACCGUCAUUCACAUGCAUUAAUAGCUGAGAAUGGAUUGUGGGCUCGUUGGUUUAAGCAGUCUUUCGCAUAAGCGUUACAUUCGCAGAAUAUAAUAUACAAGUUACACAUCCUGAA